AUGGACCGGCGGUGGAGCCCGCCGGAGGGGGAACGGGUGUGUGACUCCGCCCCUCCGCUCUCUGUUCACACACACUGUUGCAGUGACACAGCGGCUGGUUCCAUUAGUCUCACGUCACGAAGCUCGACCACACACUCACUCGGUUCAUCUUCACCCGCGGGACCGACGCCAUGUGUGAGCGCUGAGAGCCGCCGAGGCCCCGGGACGAGCUUCACAGGUAACAUGAUGGAGGUGGCAGGUCCCUGGACAGAAGUGUUUGGGGGCUCGGAGAGGACGGACGUGUCCGACGGAGCAGAGGCGCUGACGCUGGCUCCUCUGGUCGACGACUCGCCCUCGGUCCGCCGCUCCCAGCCCAUCCUCAUCACCUCCAACAGGGGGAAACGAGUGGAGUCGUUCUCUUCGUCCGUCCCGUCCAUCAUACCCAACCCCUUCCCUGAGCUGUGCAGCCCCUCCAAGUCGCCCACGCUCAUUAGUUCACUUCCACCGACGUCGAGCGCCAAACACCUGUUGAAGGUCUACGGGGAGGACAGGCACAGCCGGUCGGUGUGGGUCUCGCCCGGCGCCACCGCCCGAGAGGUGUGUCACACGCUGGUCCAGACGGCGCACUGCAGCGACCAGGAGAACUGGGCCCUGCUCGAGCUCCACCCGACCCUCGGCCUCGAGAGGUGUCUGGAGGACCACGAGGUGGUGCUGGAGGUUCAGGCCACCUGGUCUCUGAAGGGCGACACCAGGCUCGUCUUCUGCAAAAACUACGCCAAGUACGAGUUCUUCAGGAAGCCAGUGCUCUUCUUCCCUGAGAGCAUGAUCUCCGACAGCGCAGACGUCAGCAAGGGGAUGACGUCAUCCGAGCUCAUUCAGAACCUGCUGAGGUCCGGGACGUGUCCAGAGAUCCAGGGCUUCCUGCAGGUGAAGGAAUCCAGUCGAAAGUCCUGGAAGAAGGUUUACUUCUUCCUGCGGCGCUCCGGACUCUACUGCUCCACCAAAGGCUCGUCCAAGGAGCCUCGGCACCUGCAGUACGUGGCCGACCUGGAGGACUUGAACGUGUACACGGUGGUGAACAGCCGCAAACUGUACGGAGCGCCGGCCGACUUCACCUUCUGCAUCAAGCCGUCCAGAAACCCCGUCCGAGCUCAGGACCUGAAGAUCCUGUGCGCAGAGAGCGAGCAGACACGAACAUGUUGGACGUCUGCUUUCAGAUUGUUCAAGUACGGGAAGCAGCUUCAGUGUAACUACCAGUUGUCCAAGUCGUCUCCACGAAUCCUGGAAGGAAAAUCAAAGUCGGAGGACAGCCUGGUGGCCAUGGACUUCUCAGGGAAGACCGGAGGACGGGUCAUCCAGAACCCGACGGAGGCCGAGAACGCGGAGAGGGAGGAAGGACAAGCUUGGAGGAGGAGAGAAGCUCUGAGGUGCAGUCUGCCCAACCUCAACCCUGGUGCCAGACCUUCCUCCAUCCACAGGUCGCAGCCCUGGUUCCAUGGCGGCGUGUCCAGAAAAGAAGCCCAGAGACUGAUCGAGAAGCAGGGGCUGGUCGACGGGAUGUUCCUGGUCCGGGACAGUCAGCAACACGCUCAGUGCUUCGUCCUGUCGCUGUGCUUCCAGCUGAAGACCAAACACUACCUGAUGAUCCCCUUUGAGGACGGCGGCAGGAAGUACUUCACCAUGGACGACGGCCUGACGCUCUUCAUCGACCUCCUGCAGCUGGUGGAGUUCCACCAGAUCAACCGGGGCAUCCUGCCCGUCUGCCUCAAACACCCCUGCGUCUGCGUAGCACUUUAAACCCCCCGACUCCUCCUCCUCCUCCUCCUCCUCACUGACGCUCCUUUAAAUUCAAGUCAAGUUGGUCGAUUAAGAGCAAUUACGCGACUAAUCACUGGAGUUCGGAGGUUUUCGCGGCGGCGUGGACUCGUGUGACGUGGAGCAUAUUGUCCGCCGCCUCCUCUCUCUAAUAUUUUUUUAAUUAUCCUCCUCGACGUGUGCGUGUGUGCGUGCGUGUGUGCGGCUCCAGACGAUUUUUAUUUUUAAUUGAAGAGCCGUCGUCCCGGCGGAGGCGCCUCCAUUAGCGAAGCACGACAGACUUUUUAGCGCCUCGGGGACGUUUCGCAGAACGAGCACUUUUUUUAAUAAGGUGCACUUUGAUCCGCUCACCGUGACGGAGGGGGAAGCUCGUUGUGGCCAGUAGAGGGCGCUGUGAGUCAAAAGCUCAACAAUGUGUGUUUUUGAUAUUAAUAUCGUGAUUUUUUAAAGAAUCGUGAAAAUGCCCCCAGGUUUGCGAUCAUGUAGCACGUGAAACUGAUAUUUUUGUACGUUCAUUUCUCAUUGUGCCUUUAAAAAACGGUCUCAUAUUAUAUUUUAUACAGAACAAAGGUUUUGCGUACGACACCGUAACUCUGAUGACUCGAAGGUGAAACGACGCCGCGUCGUACGUUAAAAGCUGCAACGUCAGGCGCCGUUAACACGUUGUAUGAAACUUCCCGUCGGUUUCGAGCUCCACAAUUCCAAAAUGAAAAAAAUCUAACAGCGGAGGAAGACCAUGCGAUGGGGUUAAAGCUCAGGGAAACAGACACUGUCCUACAUGGACCUUUAAGUUAAGACUUUUACUUGUCUCUUUAUUUCUGAAAAGUUUCCAGGAGACUAACUAUCGGGAACAAAACACGCAGACGUUGAUGUUUUACUAAAUUAUAACUUAAUAAUUUUUUUUCAUGUGUUUACAUCGAGCUGCUCAAAGUUUUUUCCCGGUAACUUCUCAGAGAUGAUUGGAAAAUGACUCGCCUGUAAAAUAAUGUUUCUGAUUUGUUUGUUUUUUCAGUUUGGUGUGAAACUUUUUUUUUUUCUUUUACCUUCAAUAAUGUUGCACUUAUUGUUCCACUUUUUAUCAAGAAGAAACACAACUAUUGUCAGUUUUGGUUCAGUCCAAAUGGCCAGUUUACGCUUUUGCCACAAUUUUUUUUUUUUAUCAAACGGGUUGUGUUCGUUUUACGUAUCCUCAGAUGUUUCGUACCUGUUUUAAAAGUUGAAUAAAUAAUUUCAUAUUAAACAAAUUUUCCUAAA
This is a messenger RNA of Scophthalmus maximus (turbot), 3048 nucleotides long. RefSeq names its product growth factor receptor bound protein 7 (gene grb7). The transcript has 16 exons. The record is from RefSeq and is a predicted model, not a curated record. Bases 1 to 1776 code for a protein of 591 amino acids. Lineage: Eukaryota; Metazoa; Chordata; Actinopteri; Pleuronectiformes; Scophthalmidae. Gene Ontology annotation, biological process: signal transduction.